Messenger RNA from Tachysurus vachellii, 2514 nucleotides. Its product is annotated as V-type proton ATPase 116 kDa subunit a 1. The transcript is spliced from 19 exons. Gene Ontology annotation, cellular component: vacuolar proton-transporting V-type ATPase complex; vacuolar proton-transporting V-type ATPase, V0 domain; plasma membrane. Lineage: Eukaryota; Metazoa; Chordata; Actinopteri; Siluriformes; Bagridae. The record is from RefSeq and is a predicted model, not a curated record. Gene Ontology annotation, molecular function: ATPase binding; proton-transporting ATPase activity, rotational mechanism. The coding region runs from base 1 to 2370 and encodes 789 amino acids. Gene Ontology annotation, biological process: vacuolar acidification; proton transmembrane transport.
AUGAGUUCCCUGUUCCGCAGUGAGGAGAUGUGUUUACUGCAGCUCUACUUUCAAACUGAUUCAGCGCUCAGCUGCAUUAAUGAGCUUGGCCUUCUGGGACUUGUCGAGUUCAGAGAUCUAAACCCAGGGAUGAGUUCAUCUCAGAGGAGAUUUGUAAAUGAUGUGAGGAAGUGCGAGGAAAUUGAAAGAAUAAUAAAGUAUUUGGAAGGUGAAAUAUUGCGAUUUAAUAUUCGCAUCCCUUCCGGAUCACACACUGAGGAAACUCGGUGUAGCAGAGACACAUUGGAGCUCGAGUCUGAGGUAAAAGCGUUAGAACAGGAGCUGAAGGAGAUCAGCUUUAAUCACACAACGCUGAAGAGGAACCUGACCGAGCUGCUAGAGUCCAGCGCACUGCUCGGCGUCAUCCAUGAAGUCUUCCAGGAGUGUGACAUGCAGCCGUCCUGUACUGACCUUCAGUCUGACGGGCCACACAUCACUCAGCGCUUAAACAGCAUCAGCACCAUCACAGCUCCCAAACUUUGUUUUAUUGCCGGGGUGAUUAAACACGAUCGCUUCCCCGCCUUUGAGAAAGUCCUGUGGCGUCUUUUUCAUGAGAAUUUCCUGCUGCGCCAUGCUGAGCUUCAACAGCACCCAGAGGACGGCACGGUGCAGAAAGAUGCGUUCAUCAUCUGCAUGCAGGGCGAACAGGUGCAGGGAAAAAUCCGAAAAAUAUGCGAAGGGUUUAAUGUCAGUUUGUACCCGUGCCCGAACACGAUACAUGCUCAAGAGGAGAUGAAGUGUAACUUACGGACACGCAUCAAGGAACUGCAAAUGAUUUUGCGUCAGUGUGAAGAAUUCUCUGUCGCAGUUUUGAAUAAAGCAGCAAAAAGAGUUACAGACUGGUCCAUCCAGGUGCACAAGAUGAAAUCCAUCUACCACACACUCAACCUAUGCAACAUCGAUAUCACACACAGACUGACCAUCGCAGAGAUAUGGUGUCCGGUGUUAGAUCUCGGACACGUUCAACGUGCGCUCAACAAAGCUGCUGAACACGCAGGUUCCAGCGUCAGACCCGUGCUGAAUCGCAUACAGAGCCCUGAAACUCCGCCCACAUUUAAUAGGACGAAUCGUUUCACUGCAGGCUUUCAGCAGAUCGUGGAUACGUACGGUGUGAACAGUUAUCAGGAAAUUAAUCCAGCUCCAUAUACCGUAGUGACGUUCCCAUUUCUGUUCGCUGUGAUGUUCGGUGAUUGUGGUCACGGACUUGUCAUGUCUUUGAUCGCUGCCUGGAUCAUCAGAAAUGAACAGAAAUUAAAGCAACAGAAGAAUGAGAUCACGUCCAUGCUGGUGGGCGGCCGCUACAUCAUCCUGCUCAUGGGCCUUUUCUCUAUCUACACUGGACUCAUUUAUAAUGACUGCUUCUCCAAAUCAUUCAACAUGCUUGGCUCGUCAUGGAGUAUCAGAGCCAUGUUCUGGCCCAGGGGACCUUGGAGAAAUGAAACCCUGCACAAUUCGGAUCAUCUUCAGUUGGACCCUUCAGUACCAGGAGUUUACUCUGGAACUCCGUACAUGUUUGGCAUCGACCCAGUGUGGAAUAUUGCAUCAAAUAAACUCUCCUUCCUAAACUCCUAUAAAAUGAAGAUGGCACUUAUAAUUGGAGUUUGUCACAUGACCUUCGGUUUGACCCUGAGCAUAGUUAACUACAUACAUUUCAGAAAUCUCCAAAACGUGUUGCUGCGCUUUGUGCCAGAGCUCAUCUUCUUGCUGUCUCUGUUCGGUUAUCUCGUCUUUCUCAUCGUUUUCAAGUGGUGCAUGGGUGUACAGUGUGACAGUAGCAUUCUCCUCAUCUUCAUCAACAUGAUGUUUUUCAACCAUAAGGCUGAUGAGAAAUUCAUCUACAACGGACAGAACGCUGUCCAGAUGUUCCUGGUGGUCCAGGCUUUGUUAAUGGUCCCUAUAAUGCUGCUAAUAAAACCACUGCUCACUUACAGAAGUCAAGAAAUGAUCACUGACAAGGUCAGUCUGAGUGAUGUGUUUGUGUGCGAAGCAAUCCACACCAUAGAACACUGCCUCGGCUGCGUCUCCAAUACAGCGUCUUAUCUGCGGCUGUGGGCUCUCAGCCUCGCCCACUCAGAGUUAUCUGAGGUGUUAUGGCGGAUGCUGAUGCGCGUCGCUCUGCGCUCGGGUUCAUCACUGACGCUCACGCUGAUCUUCUGCUGCCUUGUGUUGUUAAGUGCAUCAGUCCUGAUAGUCAUGGAGGGGCUGUCUGCAUUUCUGCAUGCUUUACGUCUGCAUUGGGUUGAAUUUCAGAACAAGUUUUAUAAAGGAGACGGAUUUAAAUUCACACCCUUGUUCUUCAAGAAUAAAGAAACAGCCAUGGUGACGUAUUAAAUAUGAUUAUAACUAAAUGGUUUGACGUACAAUGAGAGAGUGUGUGUGCCCUGCGAUGGGUUGGCACUCCGUUCAGGGUGUAUCCUGCUUUGAUGCCCUAUUGACUUUAACUACAGUCACCUUGACGGCUGGGUGUAUAAAGAU